AGUCUGUAUUCUCUAGCUUCCCCCCCCCCCCCCUUGUCUCCUGUCUCCGGACGGAUCGUCUUGUACCGGAGCCGCUCUUAAAGGGGCAAUGCACCGAAACCGAGCCCGGACACCCGGACCGGGGGAUCUCUCACGUUCUUGGCUUUGAUUUCACUGUGGUGCUCUAAGGUCCCCACUUCCAUAUUUUUUUUUUCUUGUUUGUCCACCGUUUUGUCUUUCUGAUCUUCCUGUCCUAAACUUUCCUCCUCAUGGAAGACGUUCCCUCCACGUACCUCUCUGGACAGGAUGAUGUGGAUAAUUUACCACCUUACCCACUGCCAUCCAUUGGGAAGAAUGAAGCUUGUGCCCCAAUGCCAUGUCCAGGAGGUGUGGAGAUUGUCCUUGUGGGAGGUGGAGAAGCCAAUGAUGGGGCCUAUCCAGAAGAAGGUGGUGUCCUCACAUCCUACCCGCACAUGGGAUAUAGAGAAGACAACCGAGAAGGCAUCAGAAUAACCCACCCCAGGGAUUCGGAUGGAAUGAACUCUGGCAUUAUGGGACGCCCAGAUCAAGACCACCAUUCAUCUAAAUAUAAUCUUCCAGCACCUGACCAUCGGACCUUACACCAGCCUGGCACCCAUACUGCCCCUUGGGGGUAUUCAGCUUCAGAUGCUCAUGAAGAAGGUGAAAGGGAAUCUGAUGGAAUGACUUCAGAAGAUCAGUACUUGCAGAGCAGAAGGUAUGAGUGGUCUUCAGGUUUGGAUGAGGAAGAAGGACAGUCACAGUUAUUGAUGAUAAGAACAGACCCACCACCCAUUAACAUGCCAGCCUUCAGAAGAGCCCUGCACCUAGGAAGAGCUCAUGAGGCCUGGCAAGGAGGAAACUACUCAGAAGAGGAUGCACAUGUAGAAGUAGAAGAGGAGGAGGAGGAAGACGGUUCGGUUUACACAUGCAUCGAGUGCAACAUUUAUUUCAAGAAAAAAGCCCAUCUUUUGGAGCAUAUGUUCCAGCACUCUCAAGAAGAAGGAGAGGGGUUGCAGGCAGGUGAAGAGUCUCACACCUGUGGCGAAUGUGGAAAGGGAUUUGUAGAUGAGGAGAGUCUGGAAUCUCACCGCCAACUUCAUCAGGAGUCCAGACAGAAAAUAAUAGAAGAAAUUGGCAAAUUGGAGAAUCUAGCAGAUGAAGGACGUGAUGCCCGUUUGCAGUGCCCCAAAUGCCUCUUUGGUACAAAUUCUUCCAAAGUAUUUGUUCAACAUGCAAAGACCCAUGUGAGAAAGGUCGCUGGAGAAACUCGGGGAAAUCCAGCAUCUUUCAGAUCAUCUUCUGAAACGCUAGAAGGAGGUGAAACCUCUGAAAUGGCAAAUGAAGCAAUGUGGAAGGGUAAAGAUGCAGACGCUACAAUAGACAAGGGGUGGAGAUCAGAUAUACACAAACCUGUGGAGAAGGGGCCCAGUAAGAUAACAAGAAACAAUAUGACUAAAGAAGACUCUGAAAAUUCUAUACAUGAAAAGCUAAAUACUGAGGGAGAAAUUGGUAAGUCCACAAAGGCUCUCCAACUCCCAGAGGCUGCCGUAAAGUUAAAGAAAAGGUUUCAAGAGACCCUCCGAUCAGGUGGGAAAUGUGAGGAGGACCAGAGGCAACAGUUAAGAGAGCAGGUUGCUGUUGUCUUUCUAAAGAAUAUUGGACCCAAGAAGCGGAGACCAAAGGGACAUCAGCCUUUGGGAAAAAAACUUUCAGCAGGCAACAAAGGGCUGCUGACACGCUAUGAACGCCAUCUAGCCAGAGAUGACUGGGGAGAAGCAGAAGAGGAUGUACCUUUAGAUGCCCUGUUAACGGAUCCCAAAUAUGCAAGCCAGCUUGAAGCCCUUGGGCUUAGGAGUGAGGAAAGAGAAUGUCCAUAUUGUCCAGAUCGCUUCCACAAUGGGAUAGGUCUCGCCAAUCAUGUCAGGGGCCACUUGAACCGAGUUGGAGUUAGCUAUAACGUACGGCAUUUCAUAUCAGCAGAAGAAGUCAAGGCUAUUGAACAGAACUACUCCUUUCAGAAGAAACGCAAGAAAGUGGCGAACUUCGACCCCAGUACCUUCAGCCUGAUGCGGUGCGAGUUCUGUGGUGCUGGUUUUGACACUCGUGCUGGCCUCUCCAGUCACGCCCGUGCCCACCUGCGAGACUUUGGUAUCACCAACUGGGAGCUCACAGUGUCUCCCAUCCAUGUUCUUGCUCGACUGCUAGCCCGCUCACCCGGUCGUCCACUGCCACCCUUUCCACCUUGGCAACAGGACACCGAUACAGACGCACUGUCCGAUGAGGAUGAUGGGUCACCAUUAGAUCUGGGGCGACCACAAAUCUCGAAACCAGAUCAGGGCCAGGUAGAGAAAAUGGCAUCGGAUCAGAGUGGAGAGAAAACCGAAGACUCUAAAGGCCCAGGUCCCACUACGUGCGAGUUAUGCGGAGCAUGCUUCGAGACCCGGAAGGGCUUAUCCAGCCACGCGCGCUCCCACCUGCGGCACCUCGGGGUGCCAGCGUCGGAGAGCAGUGGGGCCCCCAUUGACCUGCUGAACGAGCUGGCUAAACAGGGCAAGCUGCCGAAAGACGAGAGUUUAUUGGGGGCCAAGAAGGUGGCAAGCCCCCAGCCCGGAUCCCCCAAGGCCCAAUGGGGGGUGGAGGACGGGCCUCUGAAUCUGACUGUAGAAGGUGAAACCAGCAGAGAAAAUGACUGUCAGUUUUGUGGUGCUUGGUUUGAGACGCGAAAGGGCUUAUCCAGCCAUGCCCGUGCUCACUUGCGCCACUUGGGAGUGAAUGACCCGGAUGCCAAAGGUCACGCAAUUGCUGCUCUCAACUCUCUAGUCAAAAGUGACGAGUUCAAGAAGAGACUGUCUGGAGCCUUCCCGGCCGCUGACGACGGUCCUACCAAAGCUGCUGUUGAUAGCACAUCCAAAGAACCUGGCACAGAGCAAAGCACGUCAAAGGGAAAAGAAGCCAGCAUUUUCACCAAGAGGACCGAAGGAGUCGACAAGGGGAGCGAUGACUCUUCUGAAGAGGUCUCUGAUGCCAGUCCUCGUUCUGUGCCAGCAGAGAGUAACUUAAAAUUGUCUAACAGCACAGGUCCCAUAGAGACUUCCGCACACUUCAAAUGCCCCAGCGGGUCAGGAAACAGUACCCAGAUAAAAAUUGUUGAAGCCGGUGCCCCACGUAUUCUGUCUUCUGAAGUUGGUCACCAUACCAAACUGAUGGAGGCUGGCAGCUCUCCCCGAAAGCCAGAUGCUGUGCGCCUUCAUGGCAAGAUGGAACCCCCCCACCAUCCCAAGCCCUCAUUGACAGGGCAUGCUCGUCCUAGUUCAUCUAUCACUCCACCUACCAAAAAGCUGAAGAUGUCUCCUUCACCCUCCAUGGAGUCUUACUGGUCACCAACAAAUGUCUCGACUCCGCUUAAUUUAUCCCCAAGUUCGGAAGAAGUCCGCUGCGAGUUCUGCGGCGAGUUCUUUGAGAACCGAAAGGGCCUGUCGAGCCACGCACGCUCCCACCUGCGCCAGAUGGGCGUCACAGAGUGGCAUGUCAACGGCUCGCCCAUCGACACCCUGAGGGAGAUCAUGGCCACAGGGAACUGCCCCAGAUCGGCCAACAGAAUUGGAGGCCCGGACAAGCACCUCUCACAUCAUCCUCCCUCUUCCCCUUCCGGAUCCCACUCAUUCAGUGGGAUAUCUCAAACAAUGCACCGCAAGCCACCUCGGCUUACCACCUUCACAGCCAGCGAGUGGCCCACCGAUCUGUCACCUCUGAACUUGUCCUCUCGAGCAGACCCCACCCGCGACAUCCGCUGUGAGUUCUGCAAUGAAUUUUUUGAGAACCGCAAGGGACUGUCUAGUCAUGCCCGCUCUCAUUUACGUCAAAUGGGGGUUACUGAAUGGCACGUGAAUGGCUCACCUAUUGACACUUUGCGGGAAAUUAUACGCAAAAGGCGCCCAGGUCCACAGCAGCAAAUUUCUACCAUUAAAAAGGAGCCUCGAAGCGAUGAUGAACCACAAAGUCCAUCACAGAGACUGUCUCCCCUUGGGACUGGCUCUCAAGGAAUGGCUCGAGAUAUGUCAGUUUCUGUUCAUGGGCGUCCCCAUAACAACUUCCUGUCUCCAAUGCCAGCUAAGAGGCCGUUGUCCCAUGGACCAAGACAGCCUGAUCCAAGGGGCUUUGUGAAUAUAGAGCCAAAGACUUGCAAUCAGUCUAAGUCUUACAUGCACGGGGAACCUAGGCCGAAAAGUUACAUUCAAGAUGACGGUAGGCCCAAAACCUUUCUUCAGGGCGAUGCAAGACCCAAAGCGUUUUUGCAGAGUGCUGAUGGGAGGCCGAAGACUUUCAUUCAUGAAGGGAGACCAAAGGGCUUCAUGACAGGAGACCACAGACCUAAGGCAUUUAUGCAUGGGGAGCACAAGCCCAAGCCCUUUUUGCAAGGUGAAGGUAGACCCAAACCUUAUCUUCCCGGAGAAGGAAAACCCAAACACUUCAUGCAUACUGACAACAAACCCAAGGUUUAUUCUCCUGAUGGUAAGCCAAAGGCUUACAUCCAGACGGAGCUUCCUUUCAAGGUGAAGGUAAAGGCCUCUCCGGAGAAGACAGCGGCCUCAUUGGAGGCAUGUUGUGAACUAUGCGGCCUCUUCUUUGAAAACCGGAAAGCGCUUGCCAGCCAUGCCAGGGCUCACCUUCGUCAGUUCGGAGUCACAGAGUGGUGCGUCAAUGGCUCUCCAAUAGAAACACUACGCGAGUGGAUGAAGCAGCGGCCCCAAAAGGCUGGAGCUUAUCUCAGCUAUAUUCAAGGAGGGCGUCCUUACACUAAAAAGUUCAAACGGGCUUUGCAGUCACCAAAGCCUGGAGUGACUGAGAGGGAGAGUCCAUCCGUUACCCCAGUCAAGGUGGCAGAAGCAGAACAGAGCGCUGGAGCUCAUGGAGUGGCAGCCGAAAAGCCAGUAGAAGUACAUGGACACAAACCCGAGAGACGUCAUCCUAAGCCUGCUGAGGUCCCACCUACACGGGAUGAGACGGUCGCUGACCACCUUUCCAAAGCUGAGGAGCCACGACCACCUGUAAGAGCUCGGCCUGUCCCCUCUUUGGUGCCAAGACCUCCGCAGACAUCCUUGGUCAAGUUUGUGGGGAAUAUUUACACGUUAAAAUGCAGGUUCUGUGAUGUCCAGUUCCAAGGUCCACUUUCCAUCCAAGAGCAAUGGGUCCGUCACCUCCAACAUCACAUACUGGAAAUGAACUUCUCUAAAUCCUCCAGCCCACCACAUACUCUUUCAUCACAGGACCAGCAGCCUGAGCCUGCCAAAGCUCAGUAACCUCCAGCAUCAACAUUGCAUAGACCCCGAUGGACUGAUGAGCGCCCUAUACGACGCGUCCAUCGGCCAAUGGUGGCAUGCAAUUUGUAAUAGAACUCUUGAUGGUGGCUUACAUCAUAGUAGGAACCAAUGGAUCUAUUAGAAGAAGGUUUUGUGGAAAGUAAUGGUCUGGGCUUUGUGUAAAGAUUCAGAAGCACCUUUCCAGGUGGCAAGAGCUGGUAUUGCAGUAUGUAGGGGGAGGGGUGGAGAAGUGACCAUACUUAUGGAGCUGUGGGGAAUGUUAUGGAAGGUUAUUUUUUUUGAAGUUGUAGGGUAUUUUAUUGAACUUGUCUGAAAUCCUGACAAGUCGUGAAAUUCCCACUACUUGGCCUCAGGCUAUGAAGGAUGUUGUGUAAUGAUGACACGGUGCAAAAAUAAAGCUGUGAUCUGGUGACGACUUCUGAUAGGCGAGCGUAUCACUGUCCCCUGGACCACACCCCGGGCUGGUUUUAAUAGCGGUUCACUGGCACAUCACCUUCUUCCAUUUUUAGUGCCAUUGCUCACUUUAUCUGGUGACUUCGAUGUUGUGGUGAUUGCGUCUCCUUACCGGUUACGGAGCGGAGAGCAGACUGGGAUUACAGGCCCUGUAGUAACUUGGCUAUUUCUUAUACUGUUUGUUCACGAUGCAUUUGGAGGGUUGGGUUUUUGAUUGCAAUUAGAUCCUAUGUAUGUGCCCCCCCAGUCCCUGGACAGAACUUGAGUUAUUCAGUUCACACUAUGCCCCUAAUUUGUUAAAUCCUCUUUCACACUCCUGGUUGUGCAGUCGGCAGUGUGCACCCACUUAACCGGUAGGUACACUUGGCAGCUCAUGUUCUUAUUGCUGCAAUGCCUGGCAAAUGAGGCAACUGUGGCAGCAGUUU
This is a messenger RNA of Bufo bufo (common toad), 6199 nucleotides long. It is a transcript of the gene WIZ, whose product is annotated as WIZ zinc finger. Gene Ontology annotation, molecular function: RNA polymerase II cis-regulatory region sequence-specific DNA binding; DNA-binding transcription factor activity, RNA polymerase II-specific. The coding region runs from base 249 to 5300 and encodes 1683 amino acids. NCBI's taxonomy places the organism in Eukaryota, Metazoa, Chordata, Amphibia, Anura, Bufonidae. Gene Ontology annotation, biological process: regulation of transcription by RNA polymerase II. Gene Ontology annotation, cellular component: nucleus. The record is from RefSeq and is a predicted model, not a curated record. The transcript is spliced from 13 exons.